This is a messenger RNA of Dreissena polymorpha, 6248 nucleotides long. Its product is annotated as centrosomal protein of 112 kDa-like. The coding region runs from base 207 to 2870 and encodes 887 amino acids. Gene Ontology annotation, molecular function: zinc ion binding. The transcript is spliced from 18 exons. Lineage: Eukaryota; Metazoa; Mollusca; Bivalvia; Myida; Dreissenidae. The record is from RefSeq and is a predicted model, not a curated record.
UCUUGACAAAGAAGGUUUUUAAUCUAAAGCAUGGUUGUUGAAAGUUAUCUUUGGUUCGAUUAAGGUUUAAAGACUUCUCUUUUUUCACAGAGGACUCUGGGCUAUGAAGCGAGAAUUCAUUACUGCAUACCAGUAAGGGAAUAUUGACUGAUAUUUAAGUUGGACACAUUUGAUUAUUAUUUGUUAAUGAAACGUUUGUGAACAAAAUGACAACACAAUAUCAAUAUUCGAAUUGUGUUGGUUCUGUACGGUUUAGCUUCUUCCCUUGUACAUCCUGCAGGGAAACGAAUAUUGUUGAAGUUGCAAUGUGUUACUGUGAAAAAUGUCAGCAGUGUUUUUGUAGAGAGUGCAGUAGGUUACAUGAUCAAUUGUUUAGUAAACAUAUUAAAUACAGCCAGGGAGAAAUGAAGAACUGGCCAGUGUCCAAGGACUUAGAGGAUUUUCUACAAAUAUGUGAAAAACACACUACUGAAAGCGUUUCCGUGUUCUGCAAGGACCACAGUCAGCUGUGCUGUUACGAAUGUGUUUCUGUUAGUCACAGCGAAUGCAAACAAUUAAAGCUCAACUCAGCCAAGAGGCAUACGGCCGUCGUGCACGAACUGUUAAUAAGGCUUCAUAUCAAUCUGGUGAAACUGAAGAAUCAUCAGAGUUGCUGUGAGUCCAGAGUCAAUGAACUGACAAUUUCAUACCAGGAAUAUGAACACAUGGUUCGUGAAAUAAAUAUAAACAUUAAUUCCACUUUGGACAUUAUCGAAAGGAGCACUUUGAAGAAAACACCUAAAGUUGAGCGAAACAUGGUGAAAAAAAUGCAUCAAUCAAUACAUUCCGCUUUGGAUGAAAUCGAGACAAGCACUUUGAAUGAAGCAAAACAGACAUUGUCAAGCCUUCGAGCUGAUCUUAAAACUGGUGUUGACACCUACAUUAAACAUUAUCCUGAACUAAAACUUCUACAAGAAGCCCUUCAGUACAGCAGUGAUAAGAAAAAUAUGAAACUCUGCUUUAUAGCCACAAGGAAAAGCAUGGGAAAAUUAUUAGAGGUUGAAUCAUACCUGAACCAGAACUAUGUUAAACUUGAACAUUCAGUAUUUAAACAGUCUAUGAGAGACACUGAAAAUUACUUUUCAAAAUUAUCAGGUCUCUGGGCGUGGGUACAGAGCCGCGAGGCGGUAACAUACACAUCGAACAGUGACUUUGUGCAGUAUUUGUUCAGGUUGUCAACACUGGGGAGGAACGAAAUUUAUGUUGCGGGGAAAUAUGAACAUAAUGCAGUUGACGAUAAACAGCUGAAACCACUGGGUAGGACAAAGAAUACAUAUGAAGUGCUUGUUAAGGAGAAUUCUAAACUUCAGAGUGACUUAACGGCUGCUUUUUCACGAGAAAUGCAUGAAAAAUCACGAGAAGACAUACUUAAAGCGUCCAAAAGAAAUGAGAGAUUACUUGCAAACGAAUUAGAUGAAGUGAUACAACAAAAGGGUGCAGCAGAAGAGGAGCUGCUUACACUUAAACACAAUUUGAGAAAAUGCUUUACUUCCGAGGACAAAAAACGACUACAAGAACAGAUAGCAAGACAACAAGAUCGCAUGGUACACCUGCAGGACCAACACCGCGCCAUGAAAAAGCGUUUAUGUACAUUGCAAGAGAUCGUUAAAAUUCUGGAGCGUCGUUCAACUUCAACGGAUGAAUCCACUAAUCGAAGUGAAACAGAGAAAUUGUGCAAACUCAUCGAAGAAGACGCUGAAUUGAAAGUGGAAUCAAGUCUGAUUAAGGAGCGGCUAGCAACAGAUGAAAGAGUUUACUAUUCUACUAUUGGUACUAUGACGGAUUUGCCAUGUAUGAAAACAUCGGAUUAUGAAGUGAAUAAAGUAGAUCAACCGUCUACAAACGGAUGCGAAUCAUCGCAACCAAUGAGAGCACAGCUCCUUACUGUCGGGCGUAUGAGCCCUUAUCUAGAAGACAUACAGCAAGUUUUACAAGAGCGCGACUCUUCUAUCGCUGAAUUUCAAGCUAAGCUGGAUAAGGCUGGAACAGAUCAGAAGCAGCUGCAGAAGAUAUACAACAGCAAACAGCAGGAACUAGAAAAGCUCCAAAGAGAAGUUGGGAAGAGAUCGCAAGAACAGAUAAAGUUGAACGCUGAGAAUGAGCAACUUCAGGCCCAGGUGAAAGAGUUCCAGAACAAGGAGAAAAAUAGUACUUCGUCGUUAGACGAAACAAUCAAAUGGAUGAGAGACAAGGAGAUUGUCAUAAGCAGACUCGAUGCCGAGAUUAGCUCAAAGGAACAGGUGCAAGCUCUUCAGUCUCUCGUGAAAAAAGGCGAAGACAGGAUGGAGAUAAUGAAAGCAGAGUUGGCGAAAUCGGCCUUGGAACUAAAACAGGCUCAGAAUUGGAUUGGCACGAAUAAAGAGCAGUUUAUACAUGUACAGGACGCAAAUCUCAAGCUUCAGAGCAAGGUGGAUGCAAGUGAAGAGGAAAACAAUGUGUUGAAUAAGACAGUCACCAGUCUUCAGGAGAAAAUCCAGACACAGGAAAGAGAAGUCGCCCAACUGCAAACGAGAAUGACACAGAGCGAGGAGGCUUUCAGACAUAUGAACAAACAACACAAUCGCACACUUCAGGAGAGAAAAGAGUUUGAGAUGUUGGUCCAUCAGUUGCAAGCUGAGGCAGACAGACAGAAGGAGGAAUAUGAGAGACUGGUAGAAGAGGCCCGUCAGACGACUGACACCAGUCUUGCCCAGUUGGCUGCCAACCAUGAGAAAUACGAAGCGGAUAUCCUGACACAGCAUGAAGAAGAGAAGGCAGUGGAACACGCGGCCAAUGAGCGGGAGCGAUUCAGUAGAUACGAAGCUCAGUUGAAGCGAAGACCAGUCAGAUAGUCAUGUCCUCCCUAGUGCAGACCAAGACACAAAGUAAGCGCGUGUGCUGUGAGUCCCACAGGGGACAAGUUGUACAUUACAAGCAAGGACCAUGACAAGCUCCUGACCCUGGCCAGGGAUGGAUCAGUCCUGAAUAUCUUCUCAGACCCAGAAUUAAAACGUCCAGGUGGUUUACAUUUGACCUAUGCGGGCCAGGUGCUGGUCUGUGGAUUCAGGUCCAACACUAUACAACAGGUGGACUGCGAGGGGAGGAGUAAGCUUGCCACUCUGGUUACAAGGGGUGAAUUGGAGCAUCCAAGUGUAGUCUGCUACUGCAUAACCACAUCUUCCAUCAUUGUAGGAUGUAGUAGCAAAAACAUCCUUGUGUUCAGAGUGCAAUAGCUUACUAUAUGAAGUUAAGUAAAAAGUGAUAUUCAUUACAACGGAAAUGCGAUUUGGUGUAUUAGAAAGUAUGUAUAGUUAAAUGUUACGGUAAAAACAUGUUUGUAUAAUUGCAAACGUGUUUUACAUAUCUCAUCGUUAUUUUAAUAUGAAUCUAUUAUUUGUAUUUUAAUAAGCAAGUAAUCAUAAACUCUUUGUCAAGAAACACAAAGCAAUUAAGGUAUAAGUUAAUAUUUGGAAAUUAAUAUACAUGUACAUUUUUGUUAUAUUUUUAGAGGUCAGAUCCACAUACAUGUAAGAAAUAAAAAUUGGUCAAUCCUAAGUAUUCGUAAGAUAUUUAAACUUGAUUUUGGAUUAUUAAAGAAGUGUCAUGGACUUUUAUAAAACGACUUUGAUAUUUUGAGUAGUAUUUACUGAAAGGAUAUAAAAUAAUGUGAUUUUAUUAAUUGUUAUAUUGAUAUAUUUUGUUACUGGCUAAGCAUUGCUAACUAUUGAGUUGAUACUUGUGCUUCAAGUUUAAUUAAUUUUCUUAACACAUGAAUUGCCACUUUUCUAUAAUACUGAAUAAUAUUAUUACCACACCCGUUAUAUGUUUGAUUUUAUAGCAAAGGAAUGUGACUUGCAGUUGAGACAUUUUUAUUUAAGCCGUUAUGUAAUUAGUUUUUACGUUACAUAUAAGCUUGCCAUUAAUGUUCUGCUGUUUUGAUGUGCAUAUCUGUUGUGCAUUACCUCCUCGGGCAAAAACAUUUGUGCUACACAAACUAUCUCACUGUUAAAACGUCAGCUGUUAAUCAGUCCUUUAAAAGAAUGUACUGUGUCAAACAAUGUUUAAGAAUUUAAAGAAAAGCAUUUCUUCUAACAGAUCUGACAUUAAAGACAAUUACGUAUGCAUUAAAUACAUCAAGAAUGACACUGUACUCGAUUGCAGAACCUGGAAUUUGAUGCAACAUCUGCAGUCCGGUGUGCUCCAACCGAACCCGGACUUCUUUUAGGGCCCUUCUACCUACCUGGUAUAGGCCCGACGCUUCAAUGCCAUCCGUUUUCAGAAACAAUUAAUUCAUUAGCGGAGUGUAACUUCCAUUGCAACCAUCCUACUGUCAGUAUCAGUCAACUUCUUUUAUCGUGUCUGGUGAGCGUCCGCUUCGGGAUCAUUAACCUGGUGGUUUUUAUCCAAAAUGACCAACUUAGCACCGGGUAUCCGAUCAGCCAUGAAUCAAAUUGAGUCAAACAAAUACAAUUAUGUUCAACACAAAACACCUGGCACGUCCAAGCAUACCUGUUUAGGGUUCAUUAAGGAAAGGCGAAAUAAAAACACUUAAUCACCUUUAUCGCGUAAAUUAGGAGAUUAUUCAGGGUGUUUUAAACUCUGGCGGGAAUAUAAAUUUAAACCUUGACAUAACUAGGUAGAUAUCUCCGAAGACAGGCUGCACUUGAGUUAUUGUACGCGGACUCGUACUUAUAUGAAUUCGGCAAUUUAAGUUCAGUUUGUCUUGAGGAUGGCUAAUUACAUAAAAAUGCAGACGAAGAGUUAUGUGUUUUCUUCAAAGAGUUAACUGCAGCCAUGAUAUGGGCAUUAGUACGGAUCUUUCAACAACAAAACCUGACCUAAGUAUUUUUCAAGUGACUGCCAAUAAGUAUUGACAGGAUGUGUGCCGUGGUCUGGAACACAUUAUUAUAAUGGUCAUCAUCUCACAGCUGUAAUUUGUAUUGAAACUGCGUGACAAAUUUACAUUUAAUUUAACCUGAUUGUUUCUUGAUUGAAUCAGAAUCAUAACGCGUAUUGUGCCAAUUGUUAGUCCAUUUUCUGCGUAGAACCAGUACUUGAUGUCUUUGGAGAAGAUAUUUGGAACGUUUCCUGAGUAAAUAGAAAAUGCACGACCUUCCGAUAGUUAGUCGAAAACCGUAUUCACUACGACACCGCGACACUUAACAUUUGUUUGCACCAACAUAAAUAACGCAUACCGGUUAAACAAGCAUUCACUAACUCGGUUGUGAUCUGUGUAAGCGGUCCUUAACAGCUGAGAACUUUUGUAUGCAUGAGGUAUUUAAAGAAGGUUGUUUUUAUAAUGUCCUUAAUAUGCAAUUACAUGCAGUAAUACGAGAAUCCUAUGAGAUUCCUUCUCUUGUUUUUUUUACAUUUAAUAGGUGUAUAAAAUCGAAAAAACGAUAAUAUAAAUUCGCAUUUGUACAGCCUUCGAGAUUAAUUGCGGCGUGAUCACUGCAAAUAAUAACUUAAAGGAUACAGCAAUCAACCAGUUAUAUAUAAUGUCCAUUUUAUAUGUUAUAUGUUAAUAUUAUUGUACGCAUGUUUGAACAUGCAAAUGUAUUUCUUGUGCAUGUUCUGUUGUUAUUGACGUAACUGUUUUAUUUUAUCUGCUCAAUCGCAGAUAAGGAAAGUUAAAACGAACUUGUUACCAUGCAUAUUCAAUAUGAAAUUUAAAGUGCUUUCAAAUAAUGACUUGUUUUGUGAUGUAUUUGGUAUGAUGGAGUGUCUGCAUCGCUUACCCUGGUUCAAUUCCUGUACCGUUUUCGCGCUUUGUUUCAUACCAAACGACAUUUCCACUUUCCGAAUAUAUUUCGGGUGAUUUUUUUGUAAUAAGUUUAGCAUUAAAUACACAGUUUACCUUGCAUUUUCAAACCUCAACCAAACAAAAGAAGUCUUUUUUAUAAGAUUUUUUUCCUGAUGUAUGUUGUUACGCUUUUAAAGGCUGCUUAAUGAAUUUAUAUUGCAUACAUUAUGUUUAUUAACGAGAUUUUUAGUCUGAGACUUAUAAAGGAGCUAUCUAUAAACAGUUUAUUGAUAGACGUUUGUACCUAAGUUAUAUUUCUCAUCAUCUGUGCAGUGGUAGCAUGUGUUCGUAUAAUAGUUUAUAAUAUUGUUUAAAUUCAUUGAUUACAUGAUGUAUGAAUAUUUUAUGUCGUACAAAGCAUUUGAAAACAAUAUUUCAAGUGCCUUUUAUGAUAUAUUCUGCGUGUUAAUAAAAAAUGAUUCUUUCA